AAACGGCCGGUUCAGCGGGGCAAACCGCCUUACUCCUAUAUCGCCCUCAUCGCCAUGGCCAUCGCCAACGCCGCCGAGAGGAAGCUCACUUUGGGGGGCAUCUAUAAGUUCAUCACCGAGCGCUUCCCUUUUUACCGGGAGAACCCCAAGAAGUGGCAGAACAGCAUUCGCCACAACCUCACCCUCAACGAUUGCUUCGUCAAGAUCCCCCGUGAGCCCGGCCACCCCGGGAAAGGCAACUACUGGACGCUGGAUCCUGCAGCCGAGGACAUGUUCGACAACGGCAGCUUCCUGCGCCGGAGGAAACGCUUCAAGCGCACCGACAUCACCACCUACCCAGGCUAUAUGCAGAACUCCAGCGCCUUCACCCCACCACCCGCCGUCCGCCCGAUGGCCCCCGCCGCCCCCUACCCAAAUGCCCUCUGCUCGCCCACCUACAGCCCGCAGCUCUCGGGCACCGUCUUCCAUCCCUACGCAACCGGGGUGGCACCGCCGGCGCAGCACUCGCGGAUGUUCAGCAUUGACAGCCUGAUCAGCGGGCAGCAGGCCCUGCAGCCCUCGCCACCUGCUGAGCUGGCCCACCCCUCUCUGGGCUUAACUGGGACCGAACUAGCCCCCAGCUGCUCCGCCGGCACCUCAGAGCCUCCCUGCUUCCAGCCACAGCCCGUCAGUCCUGGUUUGCUGAGCCGAGCCGGCCCCAACGCUUUGGCGUACCCCUACGCUGCCUCGCCGCCCCAUCUACCCGUAGGGCAGGGCAGCUACUCACCCGGCAGCCCGCAGCUCUACGGGGCUCCCAGCAGACUGGCGUUGCCCACUGUGCGCCCCACUGCCUGCCCUGAGCACAACGAGCAGCUGCUGGGGCUCCCCGCAUCGCCCCUCGGCCAGUUCAGCUCCGGCAAUGCCUACGGCAGGCAGCCCAACUUCAGCACCGGCCUGGAGCGGUACAUGUGAUGGGACCAAGGAUGGAUGCGCCAAGGAGCCUGUGGAUGGAUGCUCUAAGGAUCCCGUGGAUGGAUGCGUGAACAUGUCCCCAUAGUGGGGAUUGAGUGGGUGGGAUGAGGUUCCUGCUCUUCUGCUGUGUGCAGACACAACACCGUGUGCAUGGUGAAGGGGACCAAAAUCUGACUCCUCUUUCCCAGCUGUGUUUAAUUGGAGAGGAGGUUCCUCCUGGAGGCAAUGCUCGCAUGGUGGAAUGGGCAGGAACCCCAAAAGCAAGGAAUGGUCCACAAAAGGGCUUUCUCCUCUUCCCUGGGUGCUCGUUCAUCACUGGAAUGAGUCACCAAAAAACCCCACUAAACCAAUUUUAAAAGAAUAUUUAAGGUGUUUAUCCUCUUAUUCCCCCAUAGGAAAACAAAACAAAACACCUUGACUACUUUUUUCUAUUUUGAAAAAUGACUUUCGCUGUUAGAAAAGACUUUUUUAAAAUAAAGCUUUUCUUUCCAACCUGUCCAGUGCUGCCAUUCCCCUGCUCCAACCGGGGGAAAUCCUCUGCUCACAUUAUUGUGCUGCUGUUGUGCCUCCACUGCAGGAUUUGUACUUUUAGUGAUGCUUUUUAAAGCUAUUUUACUAUGUUUUGGUUUUUUUUUUUAAUAAAAAUGAAUGGGAGCUAAGUGCUGCUGGGCUGUGGGAAGGGUGCAGUUGAGCUCUUCAUCACCAGGGAGCUGCAGGGUAUACCUUUCCAUUGGCACAGCAGGAAUCCCUUGCAGGUGAUAUCCCUAUUUAGCACCCCAAGUUAGGAGAUCAGAGCUUUCCUCUCUUGGCACAGCAUCAGUUAAAACCCAGUGCAUUCUCUGCCCAGCCUGGUGCUGUUUAUUUAUAGGACUGUCUGCAGUGCCCAGCCAGGCGGUGAGGCUUGUGCUGCCCACUGCUGGAUUGUGUGUCCCCGUGGUGGGAGCUCUCACUUGUGUCUCUUCAUUCCUUUAUCCCAUGCUUGCUGUAAGAACUGAAUGUUGGUGUGGAGGUUGGUGUGGAAGGGGAGAGAAGAAGCUGCUUUUCUCCAGGCUGGGGGCUACGGGCUGGCAGGGCACAAGGAGGUUCCCAGGGGAGAGCCAGGUGCCGUGCAAAGGGAAAAUGGUGGUGGGGUGGGCAGGUGGUGCUGCAAUUCUCCAGACGUCGUGCUUGGAAACCUGGUGCUGUGCUGAGCCUGCUCUUCCCCAAUCCCACUGGAGCCUUGCAUAGGUGGUAGCAAAAAGACGUGACCUGGGGAGAGUGGAUGACCCCCAACCUGGUGAGUGGUCCAGAUGCUGGGAGGCAGCAUCCAGAUGCUGAGAUACCCAGAUGUUGGUGUGCAGCAUCCAGCUGUGGGUCCCCCCAGCACCCCAGGCCCCCCUGCCAAGCAGCCCCAGCACCUCAGAAGCAGCACACAGCCGCCCUCGCUGCAGGCUGUUAGCCAAAGAGGCCGCAAAGUACAGGGACCAGACCCCCUUUUCUUCUUCUCCCUUCAGAUAUUAAUCCCCCCAUGCACAAGCCUCUGGCACUCGUACUGUGAUUGUCAUUACACUAAUGCCUUAAGAGUGUCUUCUUGGUUAACUUAAUGUAUCCCAACUAGGAUUUAAGCUUUCAUUUCAAAGCUUUGUUUACAGUUAGGGUGAAUCUAGCAAAUGAGUAGGAUUAAGGUGUCAUGUAAAGCAUGAGCUGUGCUGAGACAGAGUAGUUUUAAGCUUUGUAAAGUUUAUGCCUGUGCCCUUCGCCUGUUUUAGCGUCUUUUCAGUAUAUGUGUUUCGUGAAAAAGAGGGAUUUGAAUGAAACAGGAGUAAUUAUCACUCAGAUUUGGGCUGUGAAACCGAGUCUCCUUUGAAAUCCUCUGCUCUUUACUUAGCAACAUCCAGGGAGUUCAGGGAACAUUAAGUAAUGACAUGCAUAACCAUUCCCAUCCAACCCACACAAAGAGCCAGAGGCAAAACUUUCUUUGCUCUCUGCUAUUGUAGAAUAAGUGUGAUCCUUUGGGAUCAAGGGUGCCAAAGAAGUUGGUCUGGUGAUCGGGGCCAUCGCAGGUGGCUUCUCACAGAGUAGCCCUUAGAAAAUUGGGCUGGAUUCAAGUUUCUUAUGUUUGGAACCAGGAGUUGUUUUCCCUUCAGAAAUCCCAACAGCCCAGGGAGCACUUGGGUGCAAACAAACAGAGCAUUGGCUGGGAUUGUAAUGGGAGUACAUUUUGUGAAGGACUUGU
Meleagris gallopavo (turkey) is the source of this 3166-nucleotide messenger RNA. RefSeq names its product forkhead box E3 (gene FOXE3). Gene Ontology annotation, biological process: anatomical structure morphogenesis; cell differentiation; regulation of transcription by RNA polymerase II. Gene Ontology annotation, molecular function: DNA-binding transcription factor activity, RNA polymerase II-specific; RNA polymerase II cis-regulatory region sequence-specific DNA binding. The record is from RefSeq and is a predicted model, not a curated record. NCBI's taxonomy places the organism in Eukaryota, Metazoa, Chordata, Aves, Galliformes, Phasianidae.